This is a messenger RNA of Serinus canaria (Common canary), 10391 nucleotides long. RefSeq names its product tetratricopeptide repeat domain 39A (gene TTC39A). NCBI's taxonomy places the organism in Eukaryota, Metazoa, Chordata, Aves, Passeriformes, Fringillidae. The record is from RefSeq and is a predicted model, not a curated record. Gene Ontology annotation, molecular function: protein binding. Bases 195 to 1922 code for a protein of 575 amino acids. The transcript is spliced from 18 exons.
GGCUUCCGAAUCGCGGGUUUGUAGGAUGUGCCGGUGAAUUAGCGAUGCUCCUGUUCCCGCGGCGGUGUCCAAUCGCACAGUGUGGUGCCGCAGGCAGGCGCUGCCCUGCGCUCCCACCGGGGCUGUCACUCGCAGCUGGCUCAGGAGCACCGAGUGCUGCUGAUGUUCGAGCCUAAAAGCUGAGUGGGCUUACCAUGACUAUGUCAGAACACGCAGGACACUCAGCGGAGAGGUCAUCUACGUCAGACCUCAACGUGGCACUGCGUGAGUGUAUGGCAGCUCUGGAUUUAUUUCUUAACAACAAGUUCUCGGAUGCCUUGGCUUCUCUACAAGCAAAAACUAAAGACAGCAUGUAUCAUGCCCUGACCUAUGCCACCAUCCUGGAGAUGCAAGCUAUGAUGACAUUUGAUCCUCAGGACAUACUGAAUGCAGGGAACACAAUGAAGGAAGCUCAAGCCACCUGUCAAAGAUUUAGGAAGAAAUCUACUGUAGCUGAUUCUAUCAACAACCUUGUGCACAGGCAAAGCCUUGAACACUUCACUGAAGAGGAAAUCCAUGCAGAAAUUUGCUAUGCUGAAUGUUUACUUCAGAGAGCAGCACUCACAUUCCUCCAGGAUGAGAAUAUGGUCAGCUUCAUAAAAGGAGGCAUCAAAGUCCGAAACAGUUACCAAACCUACAGGGAGUUGGACAGUCUGAUACAGUCCCCACAUUAUGUCAAAGGAGAGAACCAUCUGCAUUUUGAGGGAGGUGUAAAACUUGGAGUUGGAGCAUUUAACCUGACAUUGUCCAUGUUUCCUGCACGGAUUCUGAGAUUACUGGAGUUUGUUGGAUUUUCUGGGAAUAAGGAACAUGGUCUGCUGCAGCUUCAAGAGGGAGCAUCAUCAUACAGCUUUAGGUCGGUGCUGUGUACCAUGCUGUUGCUUUGCUAUCAUACUUUCAUGACCUUUGUGUUAGGGACAGGAAAAGGAAAUGUUGAGGAGGCAGAAAAACUACUUAAGCCUUACUUGGCACGCUAUCCAAAGGGAGCCAUAUUCCUGUUUUUUGCAGGCAGGAUAGAAACACUAAAGGGUAAUAUUGAUGCGGCAGUCAAUAGGUACGAGGAAUGCUGUGAAGCUCAGCAGUACUGGAAGCAGUUUCAUCACAUGUGCUACUGGGAGCUGAUGUGGUGCUUCACCUACAAGCGCCAGUGGAAGAUGGCUUUUUUCUAUGCAGACCUGCUGAGCAAGGAAAACACUUGGUCCAAGGCUACUUACAUUUACAUGAAAGCUGCUUAUCUCAGUAUGUUUGGACCAGAUGACUGCAGUCCUUUUGGAGACAGCGAAGUUGAAUUAUUUAGGAUUGUUCCCAGCCUGAAACUGAAAAUUGCAGGGAAAUCUCUGCCCACAGAAAAGUUUGCAAUUCGGAAAGCACGACGGUAUCUUUCUUCAAACCCCAUUCCUUUGCCUGUCCCACCUUUGGAAAUGAUGUAUAUCUGGAAUGGCUACGCUGUAAUUGGAAAAUGUCCCAACUUAACAGAAGGCAUGUUAGAGACUUUAAAUGAAGCAGAAGAAGCAUUGGCAAGAAGUUCAGCUACAGAACUACUGGCAGAUGACCGGUGUGUGAUAAAGCUGUUAAAGGGAUUAUGCUUCAAGCAUUUGGGCAAGAUCUCAGAAGCAGAAGACCACUUUAAUUACAUCUAUUUAAAUGAGAAGAAGAUAAAAUAUGACCAUUACCUAAUUCCAAAUGCCUUGCUGGAGCUGGCAAUACUGUAUCUGGACCAGGAUAGAAGAGAAGAAGCAAUAAAACUUCUGGAAAAAGCAAAACAAAACUACAAGAAUUACUCCAUGGAAACAAGGACACAUUUCAGAAUUCAAGCUGCCCUGCACCAAGCCAAAUCCGCCCCAGAAAAUGGAAUGCACUGUGGAGCCUCGGCAGUGUCGUAACUUUUUCUUCUUUGAUGUUCUGUUUGUUGCAAACUUUGGUGCAGAAAAUGACUGACACUUUAGAAUUAUUUUUCCUUUUCUUUCAAGUCAGUGAAAAACCAAAUAACUUAAAAUUUCAAAGGUGAUGCAUAAAACAUUAAUCUAGUGUAACAACAUGGCAAAAAAUCUCUCAAACCCACCAUAAGCCUGAAAAAUAUUGUUUUUCCAGCAGUGGCUUUUUGACACUUACACACACCUCCAUCUGUGUCAAUUGUGGGCCUUUUUCUUGCAUUUGCAACGUUAUGUUGUAGCUUGCUUAGUGAAAGGGGAACAUUUGAAAAAAAAAAAAAAAACAAACAGCAAAACUUUAAGAUUUCCAGAUUUAAUCUGUUAGUUCUAAAUGUUUGUUUGCAUCCACACUGCUAGCAGCUAAGAAGGAAGCAUUGCUUUUUCCCAGUACCUGCUUAGUUGGAAUGGUGGGAGAAAAUCUCACAGCAGGGAGAAGCUCUGGAUCCUGGGCAUGUCUAGUUGUGCACAGAAAGCUUCUCUUUACCUGAAGAGAAACUAUUCUCUUCACAUUUUUGCUUCUGUAAGAACUCUGCUGGUGAAAAGAUUGGUCUCCCUUAUGCAAGUACCUUGACUUUUUCUUUAGUUUGGUUUUCCUGUCAAGUCUGCUGCUUGUAGCAGCUGAAUUAAUUUGCUGAGGAUUGCAAGGGAAAAGGUGGUGAUGGCAUAAAACUGCAUCACUUCUUCUUUGACAAUGGCAGGUUCUUAGGAAAUGUCUUUUGUCAGAAUGAAUGUGAUCUGAAGCUUAUGUCAAAUUGAAAGCCUUGAAAGUCAUUUAGGAAAUGGCAACAGUGCAGUGGCUGGAGCAAUACAGGAGUUACUGAGACAGUGCUGCCCUUCCUGCAGAGGCUGCUCUUAGGAUUCCCAAGCUGAGAUGUCCCUGCUGCACAAGGCUGAUGUUCACUAUGGGAGGAAGCUGGGGCUGGAGGAGGCUCCCUCAGCACAAAGGACAGCCCUUUAUCUUUCUGCUCUUUAUUGAUCUUUUGGGAGGUUUUCUGUGUUAGGGGCUUUGAGAAUAGAGCAGUGAGCUGGGUCUGCUUUCCAACACUGCCAUGGAAUUCUUGCUUUGCUGGAAAACUGGUGAAGUCAGUGGUACCACAGCUUUGCCUUGUGUUUGCUUUCUCCAGGCUAGCUCCAUGUCUGUAUGCCUCUGGGGUUUUGGGGGCACACUUCUACCUCCCUUUUGAAAGAGCUUCUUCCCCAUUACCCAUUCUGAUGGGUGGAGAUGGGAGGUCUUCUGACAGCCCUUUUUCUCCAAUGGAGAUGUUUGUCAGGAGGAUUCAUAUCUAUGUACCUCACAGUGCAUAUCCUUUCUAAAGUGAUUGUUCCCAGCAGAAGAGAAAAUUGACAGUUUAUAGCUCUGCUUUUGCCUCCUCAAAGGAAAUAAAAUUGUUUUAUAACUGUAGAUUAAUAUGCAAGGAGACAGAACCACCAGUUCCUCAACAUGGAGAACUUACAUUGUCUUAAAAAUAGAUGCCCUUUAUAAAAGUCUUUGCAAGUUAAAAAUCAUAGAUGAAGAAUGCAUUUUUUAAAGUGACUUUCUCAGAUAAAUUCAGUGCUGAUAAAUUCCUCGAUUCAGAUAAAAUUCAGUGUAAACAGUUACGCUAUUUACAUGCUGCACAUCAAAACUUCAGUGUAAAAAUUCAGUCAUUCUUUGUAUAGAAUAAAAAAACUUUCUUGUUCUACUUCAUGCAUAUAACGCCUCUUCUUCCAGUUGUGUCCUUUUCAAAUAUUUUAGCAGCCUUAGCAUCUUUUAAGCAAGUAAUGCCACGUGAAAGUUAGCAUAAAUUGUACUUUGCAGAAAGUGAACAAUCCUUCUGAGUGUAGAUUCAUUCCUCAUCUUUGAAAUUCACCCACAGCUCGGUUUUGCCUGAUCUUAGAUCACAAAAGGAUGUACUGUGUGAUAGUCAGCCAGCUUCCCUGAUGCUUUGCAGCAAUGAAAAUCCCAAGAUUUUCCCAAGGUUUUCAUUUUCCUAAGGUUUUCAGAGUCAUUUCCAAACACCAGCACCAGUCACACUGUGGACCUGAUCUCCAGCUUCAGCUGAGUGUUUGUAGUUCACUGUGAUGCUUCACAAUGACCCCUUGGCUCCCAGUUUGCUCCCAAGCCAUAGCAAAUCAUCACCUUCCUUAUGCAAUGAGGAUUUAUGGGCUGUAAUAAUAUGGAUUCACUUGAGAAGAUGAAUGGGAGGUCCGGUGCAUUGUCACUGUGUAAGUUUUUUGAUGUGUUACAUUUGCAAUUGCCCAACAUCACUCUGCUCACCAGUUCCUUCCUUUUGGUGCUCCUCCAUGGCAGGGAUCCAAACUCCUGGGGUCACUCUGGGCUGGAAGGUCGAUGCUGGGCUGGUUUUUCCAUUGCUCCUCCUGCAGCUGUGUGUGGUGCCUGGAGCAGCUCUGCAGGACAGUAAAUUGCUUCAUCAGACUGGAGUCCCAAAUGCAGUGAAUCAGGGGAAGCACAAAGGUGUGAGCUCUCACCUCAGGGUACCCAGCAGAAAAUAGCAGAUGUUGUCAUUGAAUUGCACAGCAGAGACUGGAGCAUGGCCCAAGAUUCAGGAAAUAGAAGUAUGACUGCAGAUGGGUAUAAUCCACACCUCAACUGCAGAAGGAGCAGUUCCUUCUGCAUUCAGACACUGAACUGUCUGAGCAAUGCUUGAGAAACCCACUCUGGGCACCAGCUGUAGCCAACAACUGCUCUUCCCCAUCCUCAGCAAAACCAGAGAUGUUAUCCAAGGGCAAAAAUUACUAACUCAGACAGCAGAAAAGUUUUCUGCACUUGGUCAGACUUUUAUCAGAAAACCCACAAUCUUUAUUUCUUCUUCUAUGUCUUUUUUUAAACUAGGAAGUGUUUCCCUGCCAGUAACCAGGGAGGGGUAGAAAUUCCUACUCAGUUUCCUGGAUGACUGCAGCAGCAGCCAUGGUGGCCCAUGGGACAAUGCUGUCACCUGAAAGUGGUGCUGGCAAGAAAGGCAAGGCAGUGAAAGGGGUGCCCCUUUAUCAUGAGCUCUGUGAUGUGGAAUCCCUGUGUGCAAGGUCUCUCAGGGAACUGAGAGAGGAGAGGCAGCUCCUGCUGAGGUUGGUCAGGUGCAACUGCAUCAGCUCCCAGCUCCUGUGAGUAACAUGAGAUGAGAUACAAACUGUUGGGUGAAGGAUGUUGGGCUGGAGCUGAACCUGGACACAGCUUUUCUGGAUGGUUAGAAGAGAAUUUGAUAAGUCACAACCAUGAUACUGUGAUCUGGAAACACAUUGAAGAUUGCUCAACUCCACCUGUGUCAUAGGAGCCUGCUGACAGCAGCUCACACAUGCCAUCAGGGAUGGGUGGUGUAGGGACUGUCCCCUUCUGACUGUGUGCCUGGCCUCAGGCUGUUUACACCUCAAAGCUUGGCUUAGGAAACAGCAUUUUAUGAAAUACAGCAGCGUAGAACAGGAUCAUAUCAAACGUUUCCUCCCAUUUCACACUGGUUUUGGCAUUAAAUUCUGCAUUGAGUGCUGUAGUAUUUUUAGUUAUCUGUGGCCUGGGUCCAAGACUAAAAGCUCACUAAAACCUCACAGGCUGACAGCUUGUGUGCCUCUGGCCCAACAAAAGUAUCAAGUAAUGCUUCUCCAUGUGAGACAAAGCUUUCCUACAGGUCAGUCCCAGAAUGCAAAAACCACUCCCAAGAGUUAAAAUACAACACUCAGCCUCCAGUUCCAGCUGCAAGAUGCUUUUCUUUGCCUUCUCAAGCACAAAAACACAGCAGCAAAGCAAAUGUAUAUGAAAUGACCAAAACAAUGCAUUCAACACCAUUCCCCUCUGGGAGGAAGAGGAGAAGAUAAAGAGGUGAGUCAUGUUGUUUACUGCUCUACAGGAAAAUGGGUAAUGGUUGGCAACAUCACUGAUGAAUGAGACUGGGCAACCUGAACAGACUAGAAAAGAACUUGCUUCUUUUCUCAUUAUGUUCUGCAAAUACAUUUUGGUGGCAGGUGAUGUGCAAAGCGUGUACCAGCAAGUGUUUUAAUUGAAUAAUUUGUCAUCAUAGAAUAUUUUUUAAAGAUGCUAUCUAGGUUUGCUUCAGGUGUUUAAAAAAAAAUCAAAGUACUUUCUUUUAAGGACAUGCCCAGUCAAUCCCUGUCUCCAAGAUUUAUGAAUAGCAGCAGGGUUAAUAAAUACCUGCAUUGCACUGUGGUAAAGUUCUGCGUAGUGUUUGCUCAAAUUCAGUCACGUCUCUGUAGAACUGGGCUUCCAUUAUCUUCUGUGGUUCAUUUAAACCUCAGGACCUACUUAUUUUCAUUGCUGGCUAAGCAUAGGCAAAAUGUUUUUUUAGAAUUAUGCAUUGCAGGGAAAUCUACUUGCUUUUUCUCUCUCCUUGGCUAUUUUACAGGAAGAAUACAAAACAGAGCAGUUAUAACCCCCUGCAUGCUCUUUUUAUGGGCUGAUUCAAUUUUAAAAAAGUGAAAGAAAAGUUUAUCUUGUGCUACCAAAGUAGAGGAACAGCACUUACUUUCAGGCCUGUGGCCUAAAAGCAAUGUAGUGAUGUGGAGGAAAGAGAAGCUGGGCAGAAGCUGCAAUACUCUGGACAGGUUUCCUCUUCCUGUUCCUUUCAUCCUGCAGUGCACAGGGUGUAAAGGUAAGAACAACAGCCUUGGUGCUGGAGCUGUGUGGGAUGUUUGUCUGCAGUGCUGCAGUCCCAGGGCCAUGCUUGGUGUCAGCUGUGUCACAGGGGCAGUCCCAGGAGGAGCUGGUGCUCUGUGAAUGUGGUGCUUUCCCUGGUGAUGCCUGCAGCUGCCUCUGCCCUGCAGAUGAGGCACAGGAACUCUCAGUGGAGUUCUGUAAAUCAUUCUGGGGAGUGAAGCAAGGCUAACUCAUCUUCAUCAGGGUACAGCAGCCAGCACUGCUCUCACCAGCCCUAAGGUUGUGCAGCUGCAGAGGUUUUUAGAUGCAAACAUCAGGGCCAGUUACAGUUUUGGUAUUUCAGUCACAGAUACAAUAUCAGGUUGGAAGGAACCUCAAGGAUCAUCUGGCCCAGCCUUUCUUGCCAAAAGCAGAGGCAAGGCAAGGUGGCCCUGCACCCUGUCCAGCUGAAUCUGGGAGAUCUAACAUUGCCUGGGGAGAUAAUUCCAAUGACUGAUGCAAUUGUGAAAAAUUUGUUUUGCCUUUCAUUCCUAUGGCUUGUGGAUACCCAAGUCAGGUUUCCAUUCUGUGAUGCUUGCUGGGCUCAUCACUGAUGCAAACAAAUGUUGGUAUUUCUAAGGAACAGCAGGAAUUCCAUGCACAGUUGUCUUUCCUACAGCUCUGUUGAUGUUUGAUCUGUCACACACACACAUACAUAAAGAAAAGCAUAUAUAUAAAUAUACAUAAAACAUCUAUGUAUGUAUGUAUACUCACACACAGAGGUACCAGGUUCUGGAGCCAAAGCUUUUUGAAAAGUUAACUGCUUGAACUAUUUAUUAAAUUCAGGACUUAAAAAAGGCAAGAUACCUUAAAAAGAAAAGAAAGCUUUGGUGAUGGCUGAGGAAAAUGCAGAGGUUAAAGGCCUUUACUAAUGGUUUGCAGUAGAUCACACUGCAGGACUGUGCAGUUUGCAGCCUUCUAGAAGACAAAAUCCCAAGGCAAACAGGCAAUCUAGCAAGAGCCCUUCAGUGCAGUAACCUCACAGAAAUGCAGUUUUAUGCUCUAGAUUUGAAGGCAUCAUUUUUCUCUGGACGAGCAGAGCUCUGCCUCAGUGGGACAGUGCCGGGGAUGGCUCUGUCCUGCUCACAAAAUAGCUCUGGAGUGAUUCAUCCUUUCCCCCCUUGAAUUCUUGCUUUGUCUUUCUCCCUCAGUCUGCUGGAUCCCGGAUUACACAGGCAGCUCCUGCUAACGUGGCAGAAGGGUGGGCAAAAGAGGCUGAAAAGGUGAAGUUUGUCUGUCGUGGUGCAGUGAGAGCCCUGGCAGAAGUGCAGCCAGGGAGCAGAGUGAGGCUGGGAAAGGGCUCAGUGUGGGCAGCCAGGGCCCAUGCCGUGUGUGCGAGGACUGCAAUGCUCACUGCUGUGUGCAGAGCUCUUGAAAUGCCUUCUUGGAAAGAAAGAGAAAUGUUUUGUAGGGCUUGGUGCUGCAAAGAGCAGGUUUAUUAAGUUUCUGCUGCUUGUUUUCCAGCCAGGAGGACAGAGGAGGGCUGGGGGUUCUCUGUGCACGCUCUGCUCCGUGUGGCUGGGCCCCUCUUGCUGAGCAAGCAAAUAGCUCAGAGCUGUGGGAGCACAAAAAGGGCUCUGCACAAAGGAUUGCUUCAUUAUAAACUCCCCUCUGCAGCUUGUACUUAGCAAAGUGUCAGAGCAGAGUGGAUGUUGUAAUGAAUCAGUUGCUAGCAUGAAAAUACAGUUAUUUCUUCUGCUUAAAUCAAAAAGAUGCUUUAGCAGAGUGCAUUUAGACUGUUCUCUUCAUCACAAAGCAUUAACUUUGCAUUUCAUACCAAGAAUUCCAAAGCCCCGAACUCUUAUCCCAGAACAGGUUUAAAUGCAAGAUUAUCUGCAAAGGAUGGUUAGCAUAAAUUAUAUUCUUCAAAGUUAAAUGCUAUAUAAAAGGAAAAGUUAAUCCUUGAAGCUAAUUUUUAUUCUGGGUAUUAAGUCAAGAAGGGUUCUUCUGAACAGAUUUUAUUCAUGUGUUUUUAUAGGUUGUCGACUAGAAUGUAUGUUUUUAAUAAAAAUGUGGUAUCUCUAACAAACUGUGUUUGUAAUCAGCCAGCAUCCACAUUUUUUCCUGAGUCCUUUUAAUCCAGGAUUUAACUGCUGAGAGACCCUGGAUGUUUCAUUUCAGCCAUUUUGUUAUUUAUUUCACUACCAGUCUGACUCAAAAGAAUUUCCAUCUUUACCACAAUUGCUCAAGGACAGGAAAUGUCAAAGUCCUGAAACUGUGGCAACUGAAGUAAAUUCAGGUAUUUCAUAAUCCCUCAGCCCAGAAAUGUACCCUUCUGCCCCUGGAAAGGAAGACUGUCAGCCUUCCAAACAUGGAACUGCUUUCAGCCCUGGGAAGCUGCAAUACCGUAAGAGCUUUUAAACCCUUAUGUGGCUCUUGUUCCUGAGAAAGAAAUGCUUUGGGCUGGGUUUGUUUGUUUAUGUAUGAUUCUCCCCCAGAUUCACAUAAUGAACUGGCAACAAGUAAUAAGGAUUACCAUCCUUAGAAGUAAAAUUAUUAAAGUGGUAAUUCCUGUAGCAUGCAAGAAUUUGUAAGCAUGAAGGUCUGUACAAAAUUGAGUAUUCCUUACUUGUCAUUACAUCUCUGGCUUCAGGUUUGUGGGAGUUUCCCUCUCCUGCAGGAGACAAAAUCCAUUUCCUGCUCUAAACUGCAAGUGGAACCCAAGCACAUCCUUGCUGUGCAGGUGCUGCCCUCCCUCCCUGCAGUUUCUGUGCAGGGGACAGCAGUGAUGUGGUGGCACUGACCUGGGGCGUGGGGGUUUCACACCCCCUGUCCCUUGUGCUGCUGAAAUAGUGAUUCCCUCAGCUCAGCUGGCCCUGUGCCAGGGCUGCUGUGCCACUUCCAGCUCUAAAUUACAAAAGCCAUCAUUUGCACUCAGUGUUUUCAUCCCACUGCACAGGCCCUAUGACAAUGCUUCCAAGCAACAGCUCUUGAGGGCUGUCCAGCACCUCCACACUCGGGUACCUGCACUCAGUGGCUCUAAGAGGAUUUUUGGUUUGUUUUUAUCCUUCAAACUGCUUUGCAGACAUUUUUCUAUGGACCUGCCCACCCUGGCAUAAGAAGGACUUUGUGUGAACAGGUCCAGGUGAGUCAGAGCCGACUCCUUCCCCUCACCCAGCUGCAGAAGAAUCCAGCUGGGAACAGCUGGGCUGUGCUGGACUGCCUUCAUGAGUUUGAAGUGCAAAUAAUUUGUUAAGACACCUCUAGGACAGGAGGUAAAUACAUCUACAUCUUACAGAUGGUAGAAAUAAAACACAGAUCUGGUUCCACAAUUAGCUAGAAUUCAGGUUAUACAUUAUUUUGCAUUAAAUUUAGAUAAAUUCUUCUUUAAAAUUUGAAAUCACCCAGAACAGUAUUGUAUCUAAAAACUUGAAAAAUAAUUUAUUUGUUAUAUUUACACAUUGGUCUUUAAGCUAAAAUUUGUACUUUUUUUAGAAUGGUCCUAUGUCAUCAGCUCCAGUUUUAGCCCUUCACACCUUUUUGCUAUUUAACAAGUAUUUUAAUAAAAGUAUUUUCUUCCCUUAGCCCAGUCAGAAUCAGUGUUAGAAGUUCAGCUGCUCAGGUGUCAGCUGCCUAGGAAAGCAUUCAGCUCAGUAAACCAUCACUUCCUACUUUUAAAUCUUUCUUAUCAAUUCUUGUAAUAAAUAAAGAUUAAUACCACCAUGACAACACUGUUUUUUUCAAAUUGUUCAUUUGCCAGUUUUAACAAGAUAAAGAAAUGAAUACUUAAUGUGGACAUUGUUUUACCAAAAAAAAAAAAAAAAAAAAAAAAAGAACCC